Molecule: messenger RNA, 1206 nt
Organism: Hydractinia symbiolongicarpus
Lineage: Eukaryota; Metazoa; Cnidaria; Hydrozoa; Anthoathecata; Hydractiniidae
Product: proline-rich transmembrane protein 1-like
Exons: 4
Coding region: 154-615 (153 amino acids)
Cellular component (GO): membrane
Source: RefSeq, a predicted model, not a curated record
UAACAGCUUCUCAGUUAUAAAUACAGUUAGAAACAAGGACGUGUAAAAAGAUUUGUCUCUAGAAUAUUAUUUUGAGUUUGGUUUCUUCGAAAUACCAUUUAGAAUACAAUUUGUUGUAGUUCUUUUGAUGUUGUAAAAUUUGAAGUUGUUGCGAUGGAAGACACAAAGGAUUUGCCACCACCAUAUGAAUGCAACCCAUAUUUACAACAGAAUGAAUAUGGAAAUCCCUAUGGUCAACCCUCUGGUCAAUUUAUGCAGCCGCAAAGACAGUAUAUGCCACAGCAACUUAUACAACAACAACCUAUGCAUCAAAUGAGUUCACACACAACAGUGGUAUUGUCACAACCUGAAGCUCCAGUCAUCACAACCUUGCCUUAUAACUACAGUUCAUUGGCGUGGCGGUCUUGUUUGUUUUGUUGUUGUCCGCUAGGUAUUGUGGCAAUUAUCAAAUCUAACGAGGUUGAUGCUGCUAUCUCAGCUGGGGAUAUGCAAAGAGCACAAAAAGCCUCCGAAGAAGCACGACGUUAUGGAAACAUGGCCGUGUACGUUGGUGUAGCAUUUCACCUGUUGGGCAUAAUUUUUGUAGUUCUGGCGCGAACAAUGUUCCAGAAUUAAGACAUUUGUUUGUUUGUGUUACAUUCUACUUCCAAUUGUUUAAGUAGUACACUUUACGACUGGCUAAGCCUUUUUAUGAAACGGUUAUUAUUGCAAUAUCACAAGAAAGUUGUUUUAGUGUAAUAAAUUUAAAAAAAUUUCAAUUUCGAAGUACAUACUUAAUACAACCCAAUAGCUUGCUCCCCACAUGCAAAUCCUGCGUUCACACUGUUUAUUUUUUCUUUAUCACUAAACUUAAUCGUUCGAUAGUGUUUAACUUUUUACGACCAACAGUUUUUACUCACCAUUUUUAUAUAUAUGUUUUCAUCGACAUAAACUUAUCUUAUCUUAUUGUUUUUUGAAUUUUUAACUAAAUCUUAGUUAUUAUUUAUCUUAUAUUUUCACAUACAUAUUAUACAGUUGUUACUACUUUCAAUUAUCGCACUUUUGAAGCAAAAAACCUCUUCGCUAAUUAAAAUUGUUCGCUUUUUCGAAAGGUGAUAUAUUCAGGUUUAUUUUUAUUAAAUUGAGUAUAUUUUAUGUAUUUUUGGGUUUUUUGGGGGGUUUUGGGGUUUGUGAGAAUUUUUCAAGACCAGAGUCUUAUAUAUCUUA